UACCUAAUAAACUGGCCUCUGACUGUGUAUAUUGUGUGUUCAGGUUGGAGUGGGUGGGGCUGUACUGAUGACAUCACAGCCCAGUCGUACGGUCGUCAGCUGACAGCAGUUCUACUGCUCACGCUCAGUAACCUCCUCUUCAUCCCGCCAAUCGUCAUCGCUGUCCGACGCUGUUACAUCACUGAGGCCUCUGUCUACCUAUUUACCAUGUUCUUCUCUACUUUCUACCAUGCAUGUGACCAGCCUGGUUUAACAGUGAUGUGUAUCAUGGAUUACGACACUCUCCAGUACUGUGACUUCCUGGGUUCAGUCUGUUCUAUCUGGGUCACUGUUCUCUGCAUGGCCCGAGUCAGAGACACAUUCAAACACAUGUUGUUCAUGCUCGGUACUCUGCUGAUAGCGAUGUCCAUGCAGCUGGACCGGAGAGGACUGUGGAACAUGCUGGGACCCAUCCUCUGUGCUGUACUGGCCAUGGUGACCUCCUGGGUGUAUCGAGGGCUGAAGAGGAAACAGUGCUACCCCCCCUCUUGGCGGCGUUGGGUACUGUUUCUCCUCCCAGGCCUGGCCUCAGCGCUGGUCGGUGUGUGUGUGUACGUGUUUGCUGAGACGGAGGACAACUACCUGUACACACACUCUCUAUGGCACGUCCUGGUUGCCUCUAGUGUGGUGUUCCUUCUGCCUCCCAGAGAGACAGACUCCAUGAACACCUGGAGCCCUGGAGUCUGUGGUUACACACUCUGUCACAGCACCAAGGAGGAACUAUAUACUGUCACUUGACCUCUGACCCUGGACCUGUGGAGACCAACACUGUCACAUAGGUUUAAGGCUGUGACCAUACCAGUAUUGACAGAUUUGUUUUCCAUGGCAAAAAUGAAUAUCUGAAACAGACAACUCUUUUGUCCUUUAAUAACCUGCUGGAUGUAAAAUCUAGUGUUUUAUAGCCUGGAAAAACAUUAAUGAAAACAUAAUGAUGUUUAAUAACCCGCUGGAUGUAAAAUCUAGUGUUUUAUAGCCUGGAAAAACAUUAAUGAAAACAUAAUGAUGUUUAAUAAAUGCUGGAUGUAAAAAUCUAGUGUUUUAUAGCCUGGAAAAAAUGAAUGAAAACAUAAUGAUGUUUAAUACCCCGCUGGAUGUAAAAUCUAGUUUUUUAUAGCCUGGAAAAACAUUAAUGAAAACAUAAUGAUGUUUAAUAACCCGCUGGAUGUAAAAUCUAGUGUUUUAUAGCCUGGAAAAACAUUAAUGAAAACAUAAUGAUGUUUAAUAACCCGCUGGAUGUAAAAUCUAGUGUUUUAUAGCCUGGAAAAACAUUAAUAAAAACAUAAUGAUGUUUAACAACCCGCUGGAUGUAAAAUCUAGUGUUUUAUAGCCUGGAAAAACAUUAGUGAAAACAUAAUGAUGUUUAAUAACCCGCUGGAUGUAAAAUCUAGUGUUUUAUAGCCUGGAAAAACAUUAAUGAAAACAUAAUGAUGUUUAAUAACCCGCUGGAUGUAAAAUCUAGUGUUUUAUAGCCUGGAAAAACAUAAUGAUGUUUAAUAACCCGCUGGAUGUAAAAUCUAGUGUUUUAUAGCCUGGAAAAACAUUAAUGAAAACAUAAUGAUGUUUAAUAACCCGCUGAAUGUAAAAUCUAGUGUUUUAUAGUCUGGAAAAACAUUAAUAAAAACAUAAUGAUGUUUAAUAACCCGCUGGAUGUAAAAUCUAGUGUUUUAUAGCCUGGAAAAACAUUAAUGAAAACAUAAUGAUGUUUAAUAACCCGCUGAAUGUAAAAUCUAGAGUUUUAUAGUCUGGAAAAACAUUAAUAAAAACAUAAUGAUGUUUAAUAACCCGCUGGAUGUAAAAUCUAGUGUUUUAUAGCCUGGAAAAACAUUAAUGAAAACAUAAUGAUGUUUAAUAACCCGCUGGAUGUAAAAUCUAGUGUUUUAUAGCCUGGGAAAACAUUAAUGAAAACAUAAUGAUGUUUAAUAACCCGCUGGAUGUAAAAUCUAGUUUUUUAUAGUCUGGGAAAAUAUUAAUGAAAACAUAAUGAUGUUUCCAAUAUUAGGGCUGUUUUCCUAAAGAAGUUACAUCCUCUUGGUGUUUCCUUGAUACUAUGAAGUAAUACUGGUGUGGUCCCAGCUCUGCUCGCUGUGUGUGUGUGUAUAUAAUCCUGGUGUGGUCCCAGUAUGUAUAUAUAUAUAUAUGACAUAUAUUUCUGGUUAAGGAUAUGAAUGUUUUCAUAAUAAUAUAUUUAUAUGACAUCACUGCCUGCUAAUCCAUCAUGUCUUGCCCCUCCCUCUUCCUCCUUUCCUCCUCGUCCUCCUCUAGUUUAGAUUCACUACUAGAUAGAGGAGGACUGCUAGUAAAAUCAGGGGUGAGUGUAAUUAACUUGCAGAAACAGAAGUGUUUCGGGCCUCCAGAACCAGAACUGAACAGCCCUGAGUAAAGAAGUGCCAGAUUCUAGCAAUUAAGAUGUUUUUUCUCAUUGAUACAAUUUAUUUCUCUGUGUGUAGUUUUGAGGAGGUUAAAAGUCGUUUCACGAGUCAAUGCUAACUAGCAUUAGCAGAAUGAGUGGAAGUCUACCAGCACAGCUACAACCUGUAGACUGACGUUAUCUGUCUCGAUUCAAACACUGUAAUGGUAUAUUUACUCAAAGGAACCCUUUCCCUUGAGCAAGGCAGUUUACCCCCAACAACAACUGCUCCCCGGGUGCCGAUGUUGUGGACGUUGAUUAAGGCAGCCACCCCCCCGCACCUCUGAUUCAAAUGGGUUAAAUGCAUUCAGCCCCCCCCCCGCACCUCUGAUUCAAAUGGGUUAAAUGCAUUCAGCCCCCACCGCACCUCUGAUUCAAAUGGGUUAAAUGCAUUCAGCCCCCACCGCACCUCUGAUUCAAAUGGGUUAAAUGCAUUCAGCCCCCCCCCGCACCUCUGAUUCAAAUGGGUUAAAUGCAUUCAGCCAGCCCCCCCGCACCUCUGAUUCAAAUGGGUUACAUGCAUUCAGCCCCCCUGCACCUCUGAUUCAAAUGGGUUAAAUGCAUUCAGCCCCACCCCGCACCUCUGAUUCAAAUGGGUUAAAUGCAUUCAGCCCCCCCGCACCUCUGAUUCAAAUGGGUUAAAUGCAUUCAGCCCCCCCCCGCACCUCUGAUUCAAAUGGGUUAAAUGCAUUCAGCCCCCCCCCCGCACCUCUGAUUCAAAUGGGUUAAAUGCAUUCAGCCCCCCC
This is a messenger RNA of Oncorhynchus masou masou (cherry salmon), 3192 nucleotides long. RefSeq names its product transmembrane protein 8B-like. Bases 208 to 777 code for a protein of 189 amino acids. Gene Ontology annotation, cellular component: membrane. The record is from RefSeq and is a predicted model, not a curated record. The transcript is spliced from 4 exons. Lineage: Eukaryota; Metazoa; Chordata; Actinopteri; Salmoniformes; Salmonidae.